UUCUGCUCUUCAAUUACCCCAUUUCACCUGUGUUGUGAGUGAGUGAGCUUGGUUUUGCUACGCUACCAUGGCCGAGUUCAAGCACCUUGUCAUUGCCAAGUUUAAGGAGAGUGUGAACUUGGAAGAGAUUGUUGAGCAAGUGGAGAAGAUGGUUUCUGAUAUUGACUAUGUCAAGUCCUUUGAAUGGGGACAUGAUGUUGAAGGGCAAGACAUGGUGACACAAGGCUUCACGCACGUCUUCUCAAUGACAUUUGAUGACAAAGAAGCCAUCGCUUCAUUUCUUACCCAUCCUAAACAUCUUGAGUUCUGUCCCACUUUCAGUGCAGCCAUUGACAAGAUUAUUGUCCUUGAUUUCCCCUCUCUUCUUGUCAAGCCACCUGCGCUGCCACCCCCAUCACCCGAAGCUGUUCCACCAUCUGUGAUGGCAUCCACACCUUUACCACCACCACCACCGCCAGUAUCAGCACCAGCACCACCACCGACACCGGCAUCUGCUCCGGCAUAAGAUUUAGAAACGUUAAAAAAAUCGUAGUCUCAUCUUUAUUUGCAGUAUGUAGUGUUGUGUUCUUCUGUUUGCUUUGAGAAUCAUGGAAAGUGAAGUGUUUAGUUAAUGGGACGAAUGUGGUUGAUGAAGAUCCAUGCAUUUGGUUGCUAAACUAAUAUAAUAUGUUCUUGCUAUGUUUCUUUUUA
Molecule: messenger RNA, 690 nt
Organism: Cucurbita moschata (crookneck pumpkin)
Lineage: Eukaryota; Viridiplantae; Streptophyta; Magnoliopsida; Cucurbitales; Cucurbitaceae
Product: stress-response A/B barrel domain-containing protein At5g22580-like
Exons: 2
Coding region: 68-505 (145 amino acids)
Source: RefSeq, a predicted model, not a curated record